AACCAUUAUAGGAGAACAAAAUUGGUUAAAAUCAGCCUUAGGGUUCAUGCUAAUGAAGAAGAGACUAGAUGGAAGAAGGGGAGAAUAGAGUGGAGAAUAAAUCCACGGUUGUUUCUCCGUAUUUCUCGAAGAAAUCUCUAGGAGACGCGGAUUCUUCUUCCCUGGUCAGGAUUCCGGUGGAUUCGCCCUAUCUCCAUGAUCGAACUCAUAAAAGGAACAUGAAGAGGAAGAAAAAGAGAAUCAGGACCGACCCAAUUCUCGAGGUAAGGGAUGAAAUACCAUCGAUUCGUUUGCUUAGUGAGGAUGACGGCGGAAUUCGAGAUUUGGGUUGCGCUGACGAGAGCAGAAAUAGGGUAGGAAGAGUUGAAGAAGAAGAAGAAGAAGAAGAAACUGCAGUCGGUGAGGAGGGAUGGGUAUAUUUCGACAAAGUUACUGGUUGUUGGGGUUGUAAAAAUUUUAGGAGAUGCACGGAAUAUCGUUUAGGGAAGCGGAAUUUGGUUCUUGAUUUUGGUAACGGUGAUGAUGAUUGCCAUGGCAGCGUUGAGAAGGAAGUAACAGAGAAGAGUCAAAAGACUAAUGACUCGGUUUCUCUUGAAGUGAAUCUGUUGAAGAACUUGGAUGAUUUGCUCUCUCGGUUUGCAUACAAAGGUGGUUCUGAGCUGAGGAGUGAAAGAAAUGCAUGUGAUUACAAUAAGUCAGGGGAUGAAGAGGCCAAUCCUAGAAUUAAGAGAAGAACUGAUGUUAUUUCCUCGUGCAUUGCAUUGGGGAAACCAGAAGACAGAAAUGAUGUUAGCAGUGUUUCUUCUUCACAGAAAAGAAGGAAUAGCAGGGAAAGAAGCAGUGAACUUCAAGCUGAAGUCCGAGUGGUUUCUCGGUACUUCCAGGCAGCGAGUUCAGAACAGUCAAAUGCGUUAGGAAAUUCGUGUCAGUGUUCUGAAGUCGUGAAAGUCUCAAGGUAUUUCCAUCACAUAAACACGGAGGAAAGCCCAGUGAAAGAAAGGAGUACACGGGUGAGGAAAACGCCACUUGUGUCUCCUGUUCUUUCUCGUGCUCAGAAGGUUGAUGAGGCGUACAUGCGGAAAACACCAGAUGACAUGUGGGUGCCCCCUCGUUCCCAGUAUAAUCUAAUUCAAGAAGAUCAUUGGCAUGAUCCAUGGAGGGUGAUGGUCAUAUGUAUGCUUCUCAACAGAACUUCUGGUGCCCAGGCUCGGAGAAUCAUAACAGACUUGUUUGCUUUGUGUCCUGACGCGAAGACAGCAACUGAAGUUCGAACAGAGGAGAUAGAGCAGAUCAUAAAGACACUUGGACUGCAGAAGAAGAGAGCGGCCAUGAUACAGCGGUUUUCCCACGAGUAUCUCGAAGAUAGCUGGACCCAUGUCACUCAACUACAUGGCAUUGGAAAGUAUGCGGCCGACGCCUACGCGAUAUUUUGCACGGGAAGGUGGGAUCGGGUGAAACCAACUGAUCAUAUGCUAAAUUAUUACUGGGCAUUCCUCUGUAACACGCAGAGCUAUGUGGAAUAACUAUAGAAUUUGUGAUGGAGAGCUUCUUUUUUUUUUUGGGGGGGGGGGGGAACAGUGGUAUGUUCUUCACUGUUUUUUUUUUGUCUGAAGCAUGUUAUGUCGGGUGGUUGUUUUGAUUGGUGUUUCUCCGAUGUAAAUUCUCAUCUUUUGCGGGGAAAAUAUAAUGUAACGAAGUUGGGCUCAAAUCACAAUGCAAACACGCAGGCUUAAUUUCAUCAUUUUAUUAUGUUA
Molecule: messenger RNA, 1754 nt
Organism: Tarenaya hassleriana
Lineage: Eukaryota; Viridiplantae; Streptophyta; Magnoliopsida; Brassicales; Cleomaceae
Product: methyl-CpG-binding domain protein 4-like protein
Exons: 3
Coding region: 69-1523 (484 amino acids)
Biological process (GO): base-excision repair
Cellular component (GO): nucleus
Molecular function (GO): catalytic activity; DNA binding
Source: RefSeq, a predicted model, not a curated record